UUUAACACCUCAUUUGCUUUCCCUCUCUCUCUUCCUUCCAAAUACUUGUAAAUUUGUCUGCCUCCAGCUGAUUUUCUGGAAAAAAUUAUUCUUUUACUAUACUUCCUGUUGGCAAAAACUUGAAAUGAGGCGCAGAAAACCAUGAUGACUGUGUGGGGAAGUUUGCUUCCUAUAGAAUCGUGUUCCUUAGAUAUUUGAUAAUCAGUUUUGAUUCUUGAGAGGUGAAAUGGGGAUUGAUGCAUUUUGUUAUUGCUCUUGAUUUGCUUAGAUAAAGAGGUUGAUAUAUGGCAACUUCAAAUGAGAGGUGGAUCCACAGUCUGCAGUUUUCUUCGUUGUUCUCGCCGCCUCCACAAGAUGCAGAGAAACGCCAUGCUCAAGUUACUGGUUAUGUAGAGUUGUUCAGCCAGUUCAUCUCAGAACAAUUUCCCCAUGAUUUAGAGGAGCUGAUCCGAGGCCGGUAUCCAUCUAAUGAGAAUACACUAUUUGAUGAUGUUUUGGCAACCUUUGUUCUUCACCACCCAGAGCACGGCCGUGCUGUUAUCUUUCCCAUCGUUUCAUGCAUUAUCGAUGGUCAGCUUGAAUACGAUAGGAGAAAUCCUCCAUUUUCUUCUUUCAUCUCCCUUGUCUGCCCGGAGAGCAAGGUGUAUUCCGAGCAGCUGGUCAUCGCGUGUGGGGAGAUAUUACGAAUCUUGACUCAUUACAACCGGCCAAUUUACAGGAGAUCAUCGGUGUCUUCUUCGUGUCUGAGGCCGUUGUCACCUUGGAUCACUGAUACGUUGCUCCAAGCACCUCUUGCUAUUCGAAGUGAUUUCUUUCGCUGGUGUGGAGGUGUUGGGGGAACUUAUGCAGCUACAGAACUGAUCAAACCGCCUUCGACUGGGAAGCAUCCUGUGCUCGUGACAUCAAUGCCAAUGUGGGCUGUGGUCAACGGUGCUGCAGUUGUACUCAGCGUAUGUGAUGAGGAAGUUGCUCGUUACGCGUCUGCUACGUUGACAGAAGCUGCUGUCCAAGCAGUUUUGCUCCCUCCACCUAAGGAGGAGCAUCCCGUGGCCGGCCUACCACCUCUCGAGCCCUAUACACGCCUCUUUCAUCGAUACUAUGCAAAUUCAAGUCCAAGCAUGUGCCAGAGGCUGCUUCUCGGGCUGCUCGAGGCUCCACCAUCCUGGGCUCCUUAUGCACUCGAGGCUGCUGUGCAGCUAGUGGAACUCCUCAGAGCAGCAGACAGCUAUGCCUCAGGCAUGAAGCUUCCAAGAACUUGGAUGUGUCUGUAUUUCCUGCGUGCAAUCGGAAUUGCAAUGUCCGUGCAAGGUGGAACUGCAGCGGACGUUGCAGCUGCCUUGCUGUUUCGGAUACUUUCCCAACCGGCUCUACUCUUUCCUCCACCGAGACAAGGUGAUGAUGGCGUUGUGGUUCAAUCCGAUCAUCAAGAAAGUUCCAAACUAGCAGAAGCUACUGCACAAGAGAUUGCUUCGAUGCUCUGCGCCCUCGACCUUGAGGUGGAGCGGAGAAUAUGCAUGAUUUGGGAAGCUGCCUAUGGUUUGAUCCCAAUAACUUCCUCCUCCACGGAUCUCCCCGAAGUCGUGGUUGCAACGUCUCUGCAGCCGCCUAUACUAUCAUGGAACUUGUACAUUCCCCUUCUCAAAGUGCUCGAGCAUCUACCUUGUGGAAGUCCGUCCGAGAGCUGUCUGAUGAAGAUAUUUGUGGCUACUGUCGAAGCAAUUCUUUGUAGAAUAUUUCCGGUUGAGUCAUGUAAAGAAGAUAUUCAGAAAACAAGAAAUGCAUCCAAGAAUCAAGCUGUUGCUGAGCUUCGCACAAUAGUCCAUUCUCUGUUUUUGGGGCCGUGUGCUUCCGUUGAGCUCGCCUCCCGCCUUCUUUCUGUCGUGUUGACAGUCAGCACGAGCCAUGAGGCGCAGCUUGAUGGCAGCAAGCGAUGUGGAGCUGAGGAAGGCGACGUUUUAGAAGGAGGUAAAAGGAAUUUGGCAAGUAAACAGAAGCCUAUAGCAGCAGCAUUUGAUUCUUAUGUCAUUGCUGCUAUAUGUGCUCUUUCGUGUGAACUGCAUACACACUCUCUUAUCUCAAACCGGUUAGACAACGCCAGAGUGAAAUGUAGGUCAGUUGAUCGCACGAGGCGAAUGCUAGCAGUUCUGGAAGCACUCGUGUCGCCGGAGCUAUCUUCCAUUGGCACAUCAAAUGAAAUAGUGGCCAGUGUGAUGGUUGCAGCUCACGUUCACGAUCUACUCAGACGUUCCAAGGCUUUCACACGGGCUCUCUUGCUCAUGACGAAGCGCAAGUGGGACAAGGAGGUCCGUUCCCGGGCAUCUUCCCUCAUUAACCUAAUUGAUGCCCACUGUAAAACUGUUGCAUCCAUAGCUGACAAAGCAAGGCCGCUGGAGGCUCGGUUGCUGAAAAAACGCAAGACGUUGUUAUUUGAAGAUUGCGAGGCUUUGGAGGGGCGUAUACAGGUUGUUAGAUCUGUCCUGGUGGAGAAACAAGAGGUGUGUUUCUUGGUGGUUUCUUUGCUCUGGCACGCGUUGAUUGCGUCUCCUGAGAUCCAGCUGAGAGCUGAGAGCUCGUCCGCGCAUCAAGGGUGGAGGAAGGUGGUGGAUGCUCUCUCCAACGUAGUUUCAGCAUCGCCGGCAAAAGCUGCAAUGGCUGUAGUUGUUCAGGCAAGUAGUGAAUUGAAGCCUUGGAUUGGAGAAAAGGCGCGGCGAAUCAAUGAGAGAGUAGUGAAAGUGAUUGCUGAGUUGAUCAACAGCCAUGAGAAUUCAGAGUCAUUGAUGAUGGUGGCUCGUUCGCCGGAGCUCCUCCUCCGAGCGACUGACGGGAUCAUUGUCGAUGAAGCAUGCACUUUGCCUCAACUUGAGUUGCUGGAAGCAACAGCUAGAGCGAUUGAGGCCGUGGCGGGAUUGGGGGAGUGCGGAGUGGCAGUGGCGGAGGGCAUGGCGGACAUGUUGAAGUGCCGGCUUGCUGCAACUGCUCGUUGUGUUUCUCACCCGAGGGCUCAUGUCCGCGCUCUCAGCACUUCAGUGCUCCGCGCAGUUGUGCACGUUGCUUCGAGCUCAGCUGCCUUGAAAGAUGAUGUACAUGAGUGCUUGAAAUCGGAAGUGCGUGCCCGCCUCGCCGCGGGCUUGCCGGUAAACUUCAUCCAAGCCGCUGCAAAGGAAUUAGGCUGUUGCACUUGAAUUAUUCCAUUACCCUUUUCUCUUCUCAAAUGUGUAAACGUUAUUGUUAAAAAACGAAAAACCACGACGAAAGACAAGCUUCAAAUCAA
Salvia miltiorrhiza (redroot sage) is the source of this 3271-nucleotide messenger RNA. RefSeq names its product protein GIGANTEA-like. The transcript is spliced from 14 exons. Gene Ontology annotation, biological process: regulation of circadian rhythm; response to stress; regulation of long-day photoperiodism, flowering. Gene Ontology annotation, cellular component: nucleus. The coding region runs from base 285 to 3182 and encodes 965 amino acids. Lineage: Eukaryota; Viridiplantae; Streptophyta; Magnoliopsida; Lamiales; Lamiaceae. The record is from RefSeq and is a predicted model, not a curated record.